UGUAUAGUCUGCCAGUCCAGUAUACGUGUGCAAUUCAACCGGUGUAGAUUGAAGUAGAGUUGCCUUUUCGUUUGAAUGGAAAUUUUGUUUUAGGGGAACUGUUUUUUAAGUGUUUCUGAGUGGUAUCCAACAGUUAUUAGAACAAACGUAAUUUAUUAAAGCUGGAACAAGCAAGAUAACCAUAUUUCAAAACAGCAUGUAACUUCUUCGGUCAAUUUUGAACGAUCGACACGCAGCAGCUCCAACGGUUUUUGAUCUUCUGCUGCCCCUUUCCACAGCGAUUGCCAAUUCGGUUGGUUGGUUGGCAUCUCAUAUCGGCAUGUCGCAGCAGUACAAGUGCUUCGUGGUUAGUGGUGGCUGCUAUUGUAACUGUUCUCCGAUCCAAUCGAUAGGCCAAAAUAUCGCUUUCAAUUGUUCGUGAUGAUCGGCGAUUGUGGCACGAGUGAUCAGUGAUAACCAGUAUCUCGGUAUGCACCGAAUUAGUAAUUGUGAUAUUGUAGUGCUAGAAAUGUUUACGUGUUCUUAAGAAGAAAGUUCAACAAAAAAGUGGUUUCAAUUGAAAAUAACAUUACGUGCGUUUAGUUAUUAGUGAAAUUCGGUCAAUUCCUUAGCAAAUAGUCGAAAAAAUGGCAAAAAUUGCAGCUGGAGAUGCUUUGGCCCCGGUGGAAGGUUUUGGGGAAGCACCUCGAAGUCGGCUAUCGAGUGGUGCCAGCUCUCGGUUACGAGCCGAGCAAAAUGAUAGUGAUGACGGUGGAAUCAAGUUGAAAAAGGAGCUGGGGUUAAUGGAUGGCGUUGCCAUCAUCGUGGGUGUGAUCGUAGGAGCAGGUAUUUUUGUAUCCCCUAAAGGAGUGCUGCUCUAUUCGGGUUCCAUCGGACAGGCGAUCAUCGUAUGGAUUCUAUCGGGAGUUCUCAGCAUGGUGGGAGCGCUCUGCUAUGCAGAAUUAGGUACCAUGAUACCCAAAUCAGGCGGUGAUUAUGCGUACAUCGGCGAGGCGUUCGGCCCACUGCCAGCGUUCCUGUAUCUGUGGGUAGCGCUGUUGAUCCUGGUCCCGGCCGGCAACGCCAUCACUGCCAUUACGUUUGCCCAGUACCUGCUGCAGCCUCUGUGGCCAACGUGCGAGCCACCGUACGAGUCGGUCCGAUUGCUUGCUGCUCUCAUCACCUGUCUUCUUACGGCCAUCAACUGCUACAACGUGAAAUGGGUGACCCGGGUGACGGAAACGUUCACUGGAAUGAAGGUUGGAGCACUGUUGGUGAUCGUUGCUGCCGGUGCAUGGUAUCUGUUCAGUGGGAACACUGAACUGCUGGAGAAUCCCUUUGAGAACUCGAAGAUUCAACCGGGAUUCAUUGCGCUUGCUUUCUACAAUGGGCUGUUUUCGUACUCUGGGUGGAACUAUUUAAAUUUUGUAACGGAAGAACUGAAAGAUCCUUACCGAAACCUACCUCGUGCAAUCUGUAUCAGUAUGCCAGCUGUAACAAUCAUCUAUGUGAUCACCAAUGUUGCAUACUUCGCAGUUCUUCCUCCAGAUGAGAUGCUUUCGUCCCAGGCAGUCGCGGUCACGUUUGCGGACAAAAUGCUUGGAUUCAUGGCGUGGGUAAUGCCACUGUUCGUUGCUUGUUCGACGUUUGGCUCACUUAACGGUGCAAUCUUCGCCUCAUCUCGAUUGUUCUUUGUGGGGGCUCGCAACGGACAUCUGCCGGCGGCGAUUUCGCUCAUCAAUGUCAACUGUCUUACCCCGAUUCCUUCGUUGAUAUUCUUGUGUCUACUUACUUUGCUGUUACUAUUCAUUCGGGAUGUCUUCUCGAUAAUCAACUACGUAAGCUACGUUGAAAUUCUAUUCAUUUUCAUUUCCGUAGCUGGACUAUUAAGGCUUCGAAAGAAACUUCCAGAGGCCAAGCGACCCAUCAAGGUUUCAUUGAUCAUACCCAUUAUCUUCCUCCUCACGGCCGGGUUUUUGGUUAUUUUCUCCGUAUUCGAAUCUCCAACGGAAGUUGCCAUCGGAUCGGUAAUAAUCGUACUGGGCAUCCCGGUUUACUACAUUACUAUUCACAAACCCUUGGAAUGGCUGGCCCAAACAUCGCAACGCAUCAACACUGUUUGUGCGAAACUUUUCCUCUGUAUGCCCAACACAGAAAAGAAUGACUAAAUCGAGAGGAGACCCGAUGCACCUUAACUGCGCUGUAAAUAGACUGCUCGUUACGAGUCAAGGCUCGUGAUUUAAUGGGACGCACAUUUGAGCUACAUCAAUUAUUAUCAGUAAGCAUAAAAAUCCACCGCACGACAAUAGUUAACGAAAUAAUAGGUCAAUAGUGCCUUGAAGGUACGAUUCGCUCUACAUAUCGAAUGUAAGGUGUAAAUAAGCCCAAUAACUUUUUACAAAAAUCAAUUCACGUUAAGCCUUAAGCCUAGAAUCUCUUACUCUCUACAUACUAAAGGUACUAUUCGACUUCAUGGCUCAAAUCUGCACACAGUGUAUGUUCUAAAUAGUGUAAUCGACGUUUUCCUAAACCCUCAACGGGGCCUGUACAGUAUAAGAUAGGAUUCAGCAGAUCCUUAUUGUGCUCUUUCCAAUUGUACAAAUGGUUUCACGAAGAUUUCUGAACAAUAAUAAUAAUAAUAAUAAAUAUAAUUCGUGAUCAGCCCGAAUCAACUAAAAAAUGACAAAUAAGAAUUGAAGACUGUUUCAAUGAAGGUCACACUUGUUGUAAGUUUUGUAUCGUUCUCUUACAUUCUUAUCAUUAAUCAGCCUACAUGUAUUAUGUAACUGUUAGGGAAAGUUUUGAUAUACAUUGCUUUUACACAUUACAAAUAUAUGUAACUAAAGGUUAGGAAACAAA
This is a messenger RNA of Aedes albopictus (Asian tiger mosquito), 2838 nucleotides long. RefSeq names its product Y+L amino acid transporter 2 (gene mnd). The transcript is spliced from 8 exons. The record is from RefSeq and is a predicted model, not a curated record. Gene Ontology annotation, biological process: amino acid transmembrane transport. Bases 627 to 2147 code for a protein of 506 amino acids. Gene Ontology annotation, cellular component: membrane. NCBI's taxonomy places the organism in Eukaryota, Metazoa, Arthropoda, Insecta, Diptera, Culicidae. Gene Ontology annotation, molecular function: L-amino acid transmembrane transporter activity.